AAGACUCCUGAAUUGAGCGUUGUAUAUUUUCCUUUCUGGUUUUUAUUAUUUGUAAAUUGUUUCUUCAGCCACCAAGUGAUAACAACUGUUUCUGAGCAGUGUUUACCUUGGUGAUAACUUCAUCUCCCCCCCGUUGUUCAAAGUGAUAAAAUACAGCCCUCUGGACGUGGGCAAGGUGCUCCCUUCCUGUUAUUCGUAAGCUGAUAUGAAGUAGACAGGCACCUUCUGAAGUUUUCUGCAUGCUGUGUUUUCUCUCCUCACUGCAACAAGAAAAGCCUUUUCUUUUAACCUGGCUGCCUUUGAAGAAGUGACUCAGACAUCUUCAUGGCCUCUAAAGAUGCACAGAACCAAAGAAGCAGAGGUCUGCCUGGUUUUCUUCCUGGAGCUCCAGACCCAGACCACAGCCUUCAGGUCUCACCUCCCAAUCCAGGGCACCGAGCGUGGCAGCCGGGUCUCCGUCCGCCAGGCAGUCUCCCUCCUGGUCUAGAACAUUUAAGCCAGUUAGACCUGAUAAUUAUACAUCAGCAAGUGGAGCUUCUUGGAAUGAUACUUGGGACUGAGACCUCCAACAAAUAUGAGAUCAAAAACAGCUUGGGACAAAGAAUUUACUUUGCAGUGGAAGAAAGCAUCUGCUUCAAUCGUACUUUCUGCUCCACACUGCGCGCUUGCUCUCUGAAGGUCACAGACAACUCUGGUCGGGAGGUGAUGACAGUAAACAGGCCCCUGAGGUGUAGCAGCUGCUGGUGCCCUUGCUCCCUACAAGAGUUACAAAUCCAAGCUCCUCCUGGUACUAUAGUUGGUUAUGUUACACAGAAGUGGGAUCCCUUUCUGCCUAAAUUCACAAUCCAAAAUGCAAACAAAGAAGAUAUUUUGAAAAUUGUUGGUCCUUGUGCAACAUGUGGCUGUUUUGGUGAUGUGGAUUUUGAGGUGAAGACCAUUAAUGAGAAGCUCACAAUCGGGAAGAUUUCAAAGUACUGGUCAGGAUUUGUAAACAACGUCUUCACCAACGCUGACAACUUUGGAAUUCACGUUCCUGUGGAUCUGGAUGUGACGGUCAAAGCCGCCAUGAUUGGUGCUUGUUUCCUCUUUGAUUUUAUGUUCUUUGAACAUUCACUGGCUGGACUAUAACAAGCAAGAUGACAAAAACCAUAAAAUAUGCAGAACACAUUUCA
Diceros bicornis minor is the source of this 1172-nucleotide messenger RNA. It is a transcript of the gene PLSCR5, whose product is annotated as phospholipid scramblase family member 5. Bases 325 to 1128 code for a protein of 267 amino acids. The record is from RefSeq and is a predicted model, not a curated record. Gene Ontology annotation, molecular function: phospholipid scramblase activity. Gene Ontology annotation, cellular component: plasma membrane. Gene Ontology annotation, biological process: plasma membrane phospholipid scrambling. NCBI's taxonomy places the organism in Eukaryota, Metazoa, Chordata, Mammalia, Perissodactyla, Rhinocerotidae. The transcript is spliced from 7 exons.